AUGGUAGUCUCCAAAGCUGUCAUUGCUCGAGAGCCUACGCAUCCUUUGGCUGUGAAUUGGUCGUUAGAGGAUGUGGACGUUCACGCCCCCGGUGAUGGAGAAGUCCUUGUGGAAAUGCGUGCCUCCGGAAUUUGCCAUACUGAUAUCCUGUUGACUUCAGUAUCUCUCUUGAUCCGUUUCUUUUUCUUCUUUCUGACCUUCAUCUUCAACGUUGCGCUUGCUAAAAGUGAAUUAGGUGCAGGGAUUGUUCGCGAUGUCGGCAAGAAUGUCCAUGCCGUCGCUGUCGGAGACCCAGUUCUGUUAUCUUUUCACUCCUGCUCCUCCUGUGAGCAAUGCAAGGACUGUCAUCCUGCCUACUGCGACGAGUUUGGGCAGGAAAACUACGUCGGCCGUAAACGAUCGAUGUCUCUACGGAAAAACGGUGAAAUAAUAUGGACGAGGUUUUUUGGCCAAUCCAGCUUUGCCCAGUACAGCAUUGUGAGCGAAGCAAGCGUUGUUAACGCCAAGGAACUUCUACACCAUGAUCAUGAACUAGAACUUUUUGCCCCUUUGGGAUGCGGGUUCCAGACAGGAAUGGGUGCAAUCCAGAACAUUGCCGCCGCGGGUAUAGCUGAAACAGUCAUGAUCAUAGGCAUGGGUGCUGUUGGAAUGGGGGCUCUCAUGACAGCAAAGAUAAGGAAUUGCAAAGCUAUCAUCGCUGUAGAUCGGAUCAAAGAUCGUCUUGAGCUGGCCAAAACACUCGGGGCAUCACAUAUUCUGAACACAAGUGAUCCAUCUUUCACCACACUGAAUGAAGCGACUAGGAAUUUGUCGGCGGGAGGAGUCUCCGUUGUGAUCGACACCACGGGGGUGCCUACCCUAAUCGAGCAAGGGAUCCAAUCCACAACUGCACGCGUCGGGCCGCGCGAUCUUGGGAUGCAUUGA
Molecule: messenger RNA, 924 nt
Organism: Penicillium cinerascens
Lineage: Eukaryota; Fungi; Ascomycota; Eurotiomycetes; Eurotiales; Aspergillaceae
Product: Alcohol dehydrogenase superfamily zinc-type
Exons: 4
Coding region: 1-924 (307 amino acids)
Biological process (GO): formaldehyde catabolic process
Cellular component (GO): cytosol
Molecular function (GO): zinc ion binding; S-(hydroxymethyl)glutathione dehydrogenase [NAD(P)+] activity
Source: RefSeq, a predicted model, not a curated record